This is a messenger RNA of Capsella rubella, 3672 nucleotides long. RefSeq lists its product as uncharacterized. Lineage: Eukaryota; Viridiplantae; Streptophyta; Magnoliopsida; Brassicales; Brassicaceae. The coding region runs from base 60 to 3509 and encodes 1149 amino acids. The transcript is spliced from 10 exons. The record is from RefSeq and is a predicted model, not a curated record.
CUUCUCCAUCGUCUUCUUCGCACUCGUCUGCUUCCAGUUUCAGUUUCGUUUCGAUAGCAAUGGCUAAUCGCGAAGAUACUUCACCGGAGAUUCACUGCGUCUUCAUAGAAACAAGCCUCGACACUGGUCUUGCAUUACCCGUACAUAAAGAUGAAAUCAUCUCCGAUUUCAAAGACAAAUUACGCUAUGAGCAUAAAAGAGCUUUCCCAGAAAUUGGAGAAAUUAAUGUUUCUGCGUUGAAGGUUAAACGACGAAGAAAGUUUUAUCAUUUCGCAGAAUCUAUGAAUGUGUAUAAGGCUUUUGAUGGGGUUGGUAGAAACUGGUUUAUCUAUGUUGAUGCUGUAAGAGUUGAGAAGAGUGAGGUUCUGGCUAUAAUGGAUGCUGAUGAACAUCGUUCAAAUCUUGAGAUGGUUGAGAAGAAGAAGGAGAUUGCAAUUGUAGAUGGUAUGCAUACUAAGGAUUUGAUUCUUGAAGAAGGCUUAGAAACCGAAGUAGUUGAGAGUAAGACGAGGAAGAGGAAGAUUAGAAGUUCGGAUGGGAAAACUAGUCGAAAGAAAUCCAAGGUUGAUCUCAGUCAAUCUGUUGUUGAUACAACGGAGUUAUGUGGAAAACUACAGGUUGAAGUUGCCUCUAAAUCUUGUGUAGUUUCACCAAGAGAAAAGAUUGAUGAUAUUCUUAUGGGAACAGACAUUGAAAGCGGCGAGAGAAAUGGCGUUAGUAUGGGAGAGAAUCCGCAAACUUCUGAUGCAGACAGAGUAUUGGAAGAGAAAAAUCCCACUGUUAACUCAGAGCUUGUAGAUGGGCAUACCAUGGGUGAGGGGAAGGAUGUGCCAGACAAUCAAACUGAUAAAGAAGCUCUAGAAAAGAUAGAUGAUCUUACAGGAAUAACAGAACAAGUAGAUCUUGAAAAGGGAGGAAAAACUGCUGAUAUAGUCAUGAUUGACCAAGAGAAGGAUCUUCCACCUCCUUCAGAACUUGUAGAUGGACAGAAUACAUCACAAGAUGAUGAAAGAGGCGAGGGAAGCAGAUUGACUCCUAAUCCUCAAACUGCUGAGUUGGUGACUAACACGGAAAACCAGUUGGAAGCUAGCAGUGGUUUGACAACUGGUCCAGCUACAGAGAAGAAGAGAAAGCGAACAAAGAGCUCGAAAGAUCAAAUCAAUCAAUCUACUGCUGCCGCUACUACAGUUUCAAGAAAAAUUGUGAAUGAGAUAACCGAAGUACCUGGAAAUGCAGAUUGUGUUGAUGCUACUUCAAAAUCUUGUCCAAUCUCAGAAAGUGAGAUUAUUGCAAACCCUCUCAUAGAAGCAGUACAGAAAGAAAUUGAGAUGGGUGGGAAAUCUGUCGAAGAUGUGGGUAGAGAUGAUAUUCAAACUGAUGAUCAAGCAACCCACCCGGAAAGUCAUUUGGAGGCAAACAGUGGGUUGGCAACCGGUCCAGUUCUAGAGAAGAAGAAAAAACGAAAGAAGAGCUCAAAAGAUCACAACAAUGAACCUGCUGCUGCUGCUGCCACCACUACUGCUACUGAAACUACAGCUUCAAGAGAAAUUGUGAACGUAAUAAAUGGACUACCUGGACAUGUAGCGUGUGUUGAUGCGACUUCUGAAUCUCAUCUUAUCUUGAGAAGUGGAAAUCUUGGCAAAGAAAAUGAGAUGGGUGAGAAGAUUAAUGAAGAUGUGGGAAGUGGGAAAGUUGUACCAAGUUCUGUAGAUAAUAUUCAGACCGAUAAUUUGGUGAGCAACCCAGAAAGUCAGUUAGAGGUUAGCAGUGGUUUGGCAACAAGUCUAGCUACAGAGAAGAAGAAAAAGCAAAAGAAGUCGUCCUCAAAGGAUCACAACAAUAAAUCUACGGCUGCUACUGCAGCAUCAAAGAAAAUUGUGAAUGAACAGGAGAAGGUAUCUGUAAGUAUACAUCAAGUUGAUGCUACUUCGGAAUCUAUUCCUGACUCGACAGGAGAAAAGCUUGCCAGUACUCUUGUAGACGCAAUACAAAAUGAAAAUGAAAUGGGUGACAAAUUUAUCGACAAGGUGGGAAGUAGAGAAGCCACACCUAUCAAUGCAGAUAAAAUACAAGAUGCAAAUAAUCUACAAGUUGCUAGUUUGGCAAGCACCCCGACUGCUUUGGUCCAUGAAUCCAAAACGCUGAACCGCAUUGGGAAAUUCACGAAUGAAAACGCAUCCUGUGAACAUGCCGUUUCUCAGGAAAAAGUUGAAAUAGAUGCUGGUCAGGUUAAAUCAGUGAAGUCCUCUAAAAAGAAGAGUUCAAAAAAAGUCAAGACCCUAGCUAAAGAAGAUACUCUUGUAGAUUCUGCUGCACAGAAUAUUGAACCUGUCAAAAUUGUAGAUGGAGAGGGGCCUGACGUUGUUAUCAGAAAUGUAUUAGAUUCUUUGCAGCAAAGGAACGAAGGUGAGGAAAAUCUAGACAAAAGUGGGAAGAAAUCAAGCAAGAAAUUGAAGAAGAAAGACUCUUUGAAUAUUGUGGUGGAGGCUCAAGUAGUAGAUUCUUUGCAGCAAAAGAACGAAGCUGCGGAAAAUCCUGAAAAAAGUGGGAAGAAAUCAAGCAAAAGAUCAAAGAAGAAAGACUCUUUGAACAUUGCGGAGGAGGCCCAAGUAUGGUCAGUUGAGGUAAACAAUUCUGCUCACGACGAGGUUUCUCCCAUCAACAACCCAAAAGACACUGAUGCAUCAUUCACGCCAGCUAAGAAGAAUACUGAGAGCAAUGCUUCACAUUUGAAUAAGAUCAUUGAGGUCGCUGUUAAUACUGAGGAUAUCAACCAUUCCAUACAAACUCAAAAACAGAAUGCUGAUAUGGGAGAUAAUUUUGGUUCUAGCCAAAAGGACAAUAUUGUUGGUGGUGGUAACAAGCAAGAUAAAGUGGCUGGUGGAGCUAAAUCUAAAAAGGAGAAGAAAAGCCUUGAUUUGCAUCCUGGUGGUUCCAUUGAUGGUGCAAUGAAACCGAAAGAGAGGAAAGGUAGAAUUCAACCAUCUAGUUCGGUUACUAGUCAAUUGCAGUCAAGGGAUAAGAAUGAUCACAGUGGAUCAAAGAUUGAUCAUUCUGAUGCACCCCUGAAAGGCACAGUUAACAACAAAAAGGAAGCUACGAAGAAACUCUCUAACCCAACCACAGCGAAGAAGAGUAAGAUGAAUGUCAACAACAAGAAAGAAGCUGUAAAGAAAAGCUCUACCUCAGUCACAGCGAACAAGAGUAAGCUGAAUUUCUUCAAAGAUGCUGAGAAGUGGAAUGCUUCAGAAGAUGAAUCUAAGACAACUUCGCAUGACUCUACUAAAACACCAUCAAAUAGUUCAUCCGACAAUGAUAGUGAUGUAACUUCUUCUAUGUAUUAUAGGAAGCAAGAGAACAAUCUGGUUGGAGGAACGAAUACGUUUUCGGGGAGCCUGCAAGAUAUCCUAAGAAGCUCGAAAAGUUACAAGGUGGCGAAACUUACAGCUUCUCAAUCACAACCCGAUGAAUUUGUCCCAGAUAUCGUCCCAGAUAGCCAAGCCUACUAAGUUUUAAUCUACAUACAUCCUUUUGGAUCCAAUUUUGACCAAAACCUGAAACAAAUAUGCUUAAAUCUUCCAAUCACGGUUUUGCUUGUUCUUAGUAAUAUCGGUACAAUGCUUCUUCUCUGACAUUUUAUGUUGAUCAGUAAAGUUAAAAUAUAUUUGUGCU